Megalopta genalis is the source of this 1884-nucleotide messenger RNA. It is a transcript of the gene CkIIbeta, whose product is annotated as casein kinase II subunit beta. Gene Ontology annotation, cellular component: cytoplasm; protein kinase CK2 complex. The record is from RefSeq and is a predicted model, not a curated record. Lineage: Eukaryota; Metazoa; Arthropoda; Insecta; Hymenoptera; Halictidae. Gene Ontology annotation, molecular function: protein kinase regulator activity.
UGUAAUGGCUGUUUAUUUUGGGGUUUUCGUUGGUUCUGCUAGGCUUUUUCUCGAGUAAUAUGCUUCCUAGCUGUUUCAGAUUGUAAAUAGUGCUAAAAAAUCGAUUGAUGAUAGAGCAAUGACCAUGAAAACGUGGAAUAUGAGCAGUUCCGAGGAGGUAUCCUGGAUCUCGUGGUUCUGCAACCUCCGGGGCAAUGAGUUUUUCUGCGAGGUUGAUGAGGAUUAUAUACAAGAUAAAUUUAAUUUAACUGGACUAAAUGAGCAAGUACCACAUUAUAGACAAGCUUUAGAUAUGAUACUUGAUCUCGAGCCGGAUGAUGAAAUGGGAGAACAUCCAAAUCAAAAUGAACUGGUUGAGCAAGCUGCAGAGUUGCUAUAUGGGUUGAUACAUGCCCGAUAUAUUCUUACUAAUCGAGGCAUUGCUCAAAUGGUUGAGAAAUAUCAGGCUGGUGAUUUUGGUCAUUGUCCACGUGUUUAUUGUGAAUGCCAGAUGAUGCUGCCAUUAGGCUUGAGCGAUGUUCCUGGAGAGGCAAUGGUAAAAAGUUAUUGUCCUAAAUGUAUGGAUGUUUAUACACCAAAAAGUUCACGACAUCAUCAUACUGAUGGAGCAUAUUUUGGGACUGGAUUUCCACAUAUGCUUUUUAUGGUUCACCCAGAGUAUCGACCAAAACGUACAACAAAUCAAUUUGUACCUAGGUUAUAUGGCUUUAAAAUUCAUCCUUUAGCGUAUCAGAUUCAACAACAAUCUGCGUCAACGUUUAAAACACCAUUGCGGGGUCUUAACUACAAUAACGGAAAACGUUAAGAGCGUUACGACAUAGCCUAGAACAUUUUUUUCAUUAAUCAUGAUACAAUUCCUAAUUUCGUCCCUAAGGAUUAAAUGAAAUAUUAUUUUUUAUAUCGCUCUUUAUACAUCUUAGAAAAGGCGCUGGAAAACUAAUUGUUUUGUUCGACUAUCGACUACGACAUUAAACACAGCACUCUACACUUUUCGGGUUUUUCCACGGUAUUUAUAGUAUGCCGAAAAGACUAAAGAGUGAUAUAUGAAAGUUCUAAUGCUCGUUAAGCGCCACGCUCGUCUUUAUUUCAAUUCUAGUAACAAUUUUCCUUUCGUGUUGAAAAUUAUAUAUGUAUCGUUACAUCAAGUCUUGUCCAUUAAAGCAAACGGUGAAAUGCAUACUUAGGUUAAUUAUUAGGAUGUAAGAGAGCAGACGAGGAUCAUGAAUAGAAUAUAUCCGUUUAGUUGACUUUCGCAUCUUCGAGAUUGCUAUCUAUUAGUUUCUAUAUAUAAAGAAGAUGACAGUCGAAAAUUGAUUGUGAAAACCAGGGGAACGGAUAGCAUUGGAUUCUGACUACUCAAACAAGACGAAUGAUACAUGAAUUGAUAACGUGUUAAAUUUAAUUUAAUUUAACUAAGAUGAUACGGACUUAAACUGUGGAAGAAGCAAUUUAUUUAUACUUGGUUUAUCUUAAUAAAGCUCAGAUAAAAGAAAUUGAAAGAAACGGAUUAUGUUCAAAGUCGUAAACUGCACGCUACUCUACAUAAUCUUCUUUACUACCGCAGUUCUUGGAAGACUUAUGUGUAACGUUUAGCGAGAUUCUAGCAAAAUGAAAAUUCCAAACAAUUUUUGGACGUUAUACGUAUCUAACAUAGGCAGUGUAUAUUUUAAUAUAGAGAAAUAGAAGUCAUUACUACAAUGGUUUUUAUAUUACAAUUACGAUAGGUAUUCAAAAUUGUUGUCUAUAUUAAAUUUAAACUAAAAUUUGUGGUAUUUAAAGGUGAUGUUUAAAAAAGAAAGAAAGAAUGACAAUAUUUCCCAUUGUAUCGUCUAUUAAAUUCCAAAACAAUUUUCGAUAAAUACAGUUUUGUGUUUUUUCAAUGUA